AUGGAUGGGGAAAUUAAUUCAGAAAUUGAAAUAGCCAAUAUUCGUCUUCCGUUUAAUUUUAAUGCACACGAGGUGAAGGAUGAGGACAGUUCAUCAUAUUUUAAUCUUCAAAAAUUGGCACUUGCAGUAUCUAGUAAAAGUCCUGUACUCUUACAAGGCCCUGUUGGUUCUGGAAAAACUUCAACCCUUGGAGAGCAAACAGAUUCAAGAAUAUUACUGGGGGGUUAUCAGUGUACUGAAAUUCCAGGUCAAUUUAUAUGGAAACCUGGGAUCUUGACUCAAGUUAUUAUUGAGGGUCACUGGUUGUUGUUAGAAGACAUUGAUUGUACAAGUCCAGAUUUAGUCACAGUUGUAGAAAAUCUGGUCAAAACUCAUUCAUUAAGUGUUCCAGGCUUUUGUGAUAACAUUAUUCCACACAGUCAGUUUCAACUUUUUGCUACUCAAAGGACUGUAAGAAAUGAAUCUUCGUCUGGAGUGAAAUGUAAAAUUUUAAAGAACUGGAUAAAAAUUUGUUUGGAUCCUUUACCCAGUUUUGAAAUUGUAGAUAUAAUUUGUGAAAAAUAUCCUAAAUUAUCAUGUAUAGCUCAGAAAAUGGUGUCAGUGUUAGAUUUGGAAUACACAUCGGGUCAACAAAGUUCAAGAAUUCCAACUGUCAGAGAUAUUUUUAAAUGGUGCGAACGAUGCAAUUCCUAUUUUAAAAAUGGUUGUCCUGAAAGUGCUCAAAAAGUCUUUCAGGAUGCUGUUGAUUUAUUUUGUGGUUUUAUGGAGAAAAGUACUCGGUUUUCCUUUGCACAACAAAUUGGAAUAACUUUGGGUAUAGUAAAAAACAGAGUAAAUUUCAUCGCGGAUCAAUAUAAACCAACAAUUGUAGCAUCAGAUAAAAAAUUUAUUGCGGGCAGAGUUAUUUUGCAAAGAAGAAGUGAUAGUAUUGUCAUUGUUAAAAAGAUGCAAUUAGGAGUUUUUUCACUCACUACUCAAGCUUGUUGUUUAAUUGAAAAAAUUUGUUGUUGCUUAGAUAAUAAUGAACCUGUUUUAAUGGUUGGUGAGACAGGUUGCGGAAAAACUACUGUUUUGCAAUAUGUAGCUAAAACGUUGGGAAGAAAUUUAAUAGUCAUCAAUAUGAAUCAGCAAAGUGAUACAGCUGAUUUACUCGGAGGAUUCAAACCAGUUUCUUUUAAGUGGGUCAUCAAACCCUUUUUAGAAAAAUUUGAAAUUUUAUUCAGAGAUCUUUUCGAAGUGAAAAAAAAUGUCGAAUGUCUAAAUAAAUUUACAAGGCUUAUAAAGAAAGAAAAUUGGAAUGUUUUAUUUGAUUUUAUAAUUCACGUUCAAAGAAAAGCAUUGAAUCAAAUUAAAAGUGGGCAAAAUGUACUACCCAAAAAAGAAACAAAGAAAUGGGAAAUACGGUUAGAGAAAUGGACAGAAUUAGAAAAGGAUAUUGAAAAAUAUUAUAAACAAAAAGAAGUGUGUAAUAAAAGCUUAAUUUUUUCUUUUAUCGAAGGGAGCCUUAUAACAGCCAUAAAAAAAGGAUAUUGGGUGUUGUUGGAUGAAAUUAAUUUGGCCAACAGUGAAACAUUAGAUAGUUUAAGUGGUCUUUUGGAAAAUAGUCGUGAAUCGAUAUCACUUUUAGAAAAGGGAGAUAACCAACCUAUAUUUAGGGAUUCAAAAUUUAGGUUAUUUGCUGCCAUGAAUCCCGCUACUGACGUUGGUAAAAAACAACUUCCAGUAGGACUUAGAAACAGAUUUACAGAAAUAUUUAUUGAUGAAUUGGAGGAUGAAAAUAAUUUACUUCCUUUGGUUGAGACAUAUUUACACGAAUUAAAUCAAAGUUCUAGCCAAUUGCAAAAAAUUGUAAAAUUUUAUUUAAAAAUAAAAACGAGUUUAAAAAAUGUACUUUUGGAUGGAAAUGGGAAAAAACCACAUUACAGUUUAAGAAAUCUUUGUAGAGCGCUUACCAUUACGGCUAAAAAUCCUUGUGGUAAUUUUGCUAGAAGCCUUUACGAAAGUUUAAGCGUUUCUUUUCUAACACAACUGGAUAAUAAGUCUUACAAAUUAGUUGAAGAUUUAAUUAAGAAAACGGUGACUGAUUCCGAUAUAAAGAUUGUCUUAAAUCGACCCAUUCCAAAACCUUUAACGGGGAAUUUUGUAAAUUUAGAAGGAUUUUGGUUACCGGUGGGAAACGUAGAACCUACCGUGCCCGAUGACUAUAUUUUAACUCCUACGGUUCGAAGACACUUGAGAGAUUUAAUUAAAAUUGUUUCGUUUGGAUCUGGAAUUCCUGUUUUAUUAGAAGGUGAUACAAGCGUCGGUAAAACAUCUUUGAUUCAUUACUUAAGCAAGUGUACUGGAAAUGUAUGUUCAAGGGUGAAUAAUCACGAACACACAGAUAUUCAAGAAUAUAUUGGAACGUAUGUUGCAAAUUCGGAGGGAAAGUUGGUCUUUAAAGAGGGUAUUUUAUGUGAGUCUAUGCGUAAAGGGCAUUGGUUGAUUUUGGACGAGUUAAAUUUGGCUCCGACGGAAGUAUUGGAAGCUUUAAACCGAGUUUUAGAUGACAACCGCGAAUUAUUUAUACCGGAAACUCAACAAACAAUAAAAGCUCAUGAAAAAUUUAUGCUUUUCGCUACUCAAAAUCCGCCGGGUUUAUACGGUGGUAGGAAAGAGUUAUCUCGAGCUUUUCGAAAUCGUUUUAUCGAGUUACAAUUUAAUCAAAUUCCUCACGAUGAACUCGUUACCAUUUUGGAAAAACGCUGUAAAUUGCCUAUAACUUAUAGUAAGAAAAUGGUAAGUGUUAUGUCAGAAUUACAAGUUAGAAGAAGGGGAAGCGAUAUAUUUGUCGGGAAAUUCGGAUACAUAACUCUCAGAGAUUUAUUUCGCUGGGGUGAAAGAUACAAAAAAGCAAAUAUUAAUUUAAAACAUUACGAUUGGGAGCAACAUAUCGUCGAUGAAGGUUACAUUCUGUUGGGGGGAAGAGUUAGACUCGAAGAAGAAAGUAAAGUCAUCGAAGAAGUGAUAGCUAAACAUUUUAAAAGAAAACCGAUUCCAGAAAAUUUAUUUUCUUUACACGAGGACACGUCAACUGUCAGUAAAAGUAUUUUAGAAAAAUUAAUUAAUGAAUCUUCUGCUAACGAAGAAUUUUCUCACAUUGUUUGGACUUACAGCUUGCGAAGGUUGGCUGUUUUAGUUAGCAAAGCCCUUGAAUUUUCGGAACCUGUAUUAAUAGUUGGAGAAACGGGAUGUGGGAAAACUACCAUUGUUCAACUUUUAGCAAAAAUUCGAAAUCAGCAAUUGUAUUCAGUGAAUUGUCAUAUGCAUUCAGAAAGUGCUGAUUUUUUGGGAGGUUUAAGACCCGUUCGAGAUGAAACUAGAAAUUCGGGUAAACUUUUUGAAUGGUGUGAUGGUCCUUUAAUUCAAGCCAUGACCACGGGUUCGAUUUUUUUAGCGGAUGAAAUUUCUUUAGCAGACGACAGCGUCCUUGAAAGACUUAAUUCGCUUUUAGAACCUGAAAGAACAAUUUUACUAGCUGAGAAAGGAGGCGGAUUGAUUGAUAAUGAAAAUGAGAUUUACGAAACUAUAGCUGAAAUCGAUUUUCAAUUCGUUGGCACAAUGAAUCCGGGAGGAGAUUAUGGGAAAAAAGAACUUUCCCCUGCAUUGAGAAAUCGUUUUACAGAGAUUUGGGCGGAUACUGCUUGUGAUAAAUUUGAUUCUUACUUACAAAUAAUGUUACAUAAUUUGAAAAUAAGUUCGGAUUUGAAAGAAGUUGUUUGUAAAUUAAUGACGGAAUUUUUAAUUUGGUUUCAAAAAUCAGAAAUCGGAAAAAAAGUCACUUUAAAUACACGAGAUGUAAUAACGUGGAUUAAUUUUAUGAAUCAAUCUAAUUUAAAAUGGUUCGAAUCUCUAAUACAUGGAGUUCAUUUGAUAUUUCUCGAUGGUCUCGGAUCAGGAUCCAGAAUCGUUUACGAAUAUAAUUUCGUUAAAAGCUUUCGGGAAGAAUGUAUUAACUACUUGAUGGAUAAAAUUAGUAAAAUUUUGUCGAAGGAUGUUACGCACGUAUUUUCAGCUAUAAACGAUGGUAAAAAAUUUGUAGUAGCUAAAAAUAAAGUCGGAACGAUGGAAAUUGAGUCCAACGAUUUUGUAUUUGAUGCACCGACCACUUUUUCAAAUGCACAAAGAAUAUUGAGAGGAUUAAAAAUGAACCGAGCGAUUCUUUUAGAAGGGAGCCCAGGCGUAGGAAAAACGAGUUUAAUUUUGUCUUUAGCGAAAAUCUCGGGACACAAACUCGUGAGAAUAAAUUUAUCUGAUCAAACCGAUCUAUCAGAUUUAUUCGGAACGGAUUUACCAGAAGAAAAUGAAGCGGCGGGACGAUUUGCGUGGAGAGAUGGACCGUUUUUAACCGCAUUGAAAGAAGGACAUUGGAUAUUGCUGGAUGAAAUAAAUUUGGCUUCUCAAUCCGUGCUCGAAGGUCUCAAUGCCGUUUUAGAUCAUCGGGGAUCGAUAUUUAUUCCCGAAUUGAAUAAAACUUUUUACGUAUCACUCGAUACUAAAAUUUUCGGGUGUCAAAAUCCUUUUAAGGAAGGAGGAGAUCGUAGAGGAUUGCCAAAAAGUUUUCUGAAUAGAUUUACUCAAGUUUUUAUCGAACCUUUGACAGAAAUGGAUUACACAAUUAUUUUGGAAAGGAAUUUUCCUUUUUUGUCUUCGAUUAAAAUCAAUGGGAAUUCUUUAAUAUCUCUCAUGAUCAAAUUCACAUCUGAAAUUUAUAAAAAUUGCGACGGUAAUUUUUCCUCAUUCGUAGUAAAUUCGGAAUUUUCCAGGAUAUUAUUUAAAUACGUUAAUUUAUUGUAUAUUAACCGUUUUCGAAGUGAAAAAGAUAGAAAUUUGAUACGAGAACUCUUUAAAAAUUUUUUCGGUGAAAAUAAUUUGAGUGCUGUGAAAUAUCCCGUUUAUAUAUUAAAUGAUGUUAUUGUUUUCGGUGAUACCUAUUCGAAAGUGAAUAAUUCUUUUUUUUACGGUGACAUAAACGAUUUUGAAAUGUUUGUAAAUUCCACGUUCGAUUCCCAAAUUAAAAAAGAAAAGAAAGAAGUAAAAGAAAUUUUACGGAUUUGUUCUUCGUAUCGCGGUAAAAAGAAAUAUAAAAAUUUAAGGAUUUUGGAAAAACAACAUCCGAUUUUGGCUUCCCUGUGUGAGAGUGUCAACAUGAAUUGGCUUUCCAUUUUGAUCGGUGAGUCGGGUACCGGUAAAACGUCUGCCGUUCGAACGUUGGCUGCCCUGAAAGGUGAAAAUUUAAGAAUAAUAUCGUGUAAUUCUGCAAUGGAUACAACCGAGAUUUUAGGAGGCUUCGAACAGGUUGAUUAUUAUCGCCAUUUUAACGAAAUUGUUGAUUCGACAAAAGUUUUAGUACUAUCGGCUGCCAGAAGAUAUUACAACGAAGGAAAUUAUCCGCGAGUUUUAAAUUUGAUCAAAGAAUUUAUAAAAUUUAACGAUUCUCCUAUUAAAAGUGAAUUGCAAAAAGAUGACGAUUUGAAAAAUUUAUCCAAUAAGUUAUAUUCGGAUUGUGAAAAAUUAAUUAAUAAAAUAUCUUCUUCCGGUUGUCUGACUUUUGGCGGGAAAUUUGAAUGGGUCGACAGCGUAUUAGUUAAGUCUUUACAAGAUGGUUCUUGGGUACUCAUCGAAGAUGUUAACUUGUGUUCAAAUGCUGUUUUGGAUAGGUUGAAUGGUCUAUUAGAGCCAAACGGGUGUUUGACAAUAGGAGAACGUGGAGCUAACGAAAUGGGAAAAAUUAUGACGAUAACUCCUCAUCCAAAUUUUAGAUUAUUUUUUACGAUGGAUCCCAAAAAUGGAUCUAUUUCAAGAGCUAUGCGUAAUCGCGGAGUGGAAAUAUAUAUUUUACCUGAUGAAGAAAUUCAAAAUUGGCCACAAUUGGAUUUAAUAUCACUUUUAACAGACUCGGGGAUAUCGGAUGUGGAAAUUCAAAAAGCUCUUUUAGAAAUAGAAUCGAAAACCGAUCAUCAAAGCAUUACUAAUUUGACCUCGAAUGCAUUUUGGACGAGUCAAUAUUUGAAACAAGGAUUUUCAAAAGGAGACGCCAUUAAAAACUCAUCGAAAUAUCUUCAUAAUUUUACGAACGACCAAUUAAUUGAUGAGAUUUCUACCAAAUUAAAUUUAAGAGAUACUAAUUUGGAUAUAUCAUAUGCGAAACCAGGGAUCGAUACUUAUAUCGUGGAUCCAAAAAUUGCAAGAAUUAAACAAGAAUGCUCUCUUUUGUACCUGGCAUCAAAAUUCAAUAAUUCCAUUACUGGUAGUAGUAGUAGGAGACUAACAUUGGUAGAAAUUUUAGAUUUUAUUUUUAAAAAUUCGGAUUUGAUAAAUAAAAAUUUUGAUUCUUUUAAAUUUAUUUUGUUUAACGUAUUUCACAUAUAUUUAACUUGUUCUAAUGAAGAUUCUCGGAUUUUAAAUAAUUUUAUUCAAAGUUUUAUAUCAGAUGUGGAAAAAAUUAUAACGAAUGUUAAAACCGAGUGGUUACCCUGGGAUUUGAGAUGUAUUCUUAACAUACUUGUUGAAUACGUAAUGGCGAAUAUUAACACCGAUGAAUAUCAAAGAAUAAAUUUCGAUAAUUUACCUCGUUUUAUAAUUAAAUUUAUUCAACUUUUAUCAGAAACGAGGAAAGACGUUAAAUACGGAAAUUCAUUUAAAAAUUUACUAGUUGAAUUUUUUAAUUCGACGAUAAAAGAAAGAUGGAGACUCUCAUCGGAAAUCCUUUUCACCGCAUUGAAAAUAUUAAACGAAGAUUUUUUAUUUUUCGAAGAAACUGAAAACGAAGAAGCCGAAUUGAAAUACAUGAAUCAAAUUUUACCAUAUCAUAGACCCGUUUGGUGCUGUAGAAUCAUAAAUAUGGUUUUCGAAACGGAAAAAAAUUGGUCUUUAACAAGUUCACAAAAAUCAACAAAUGAACUUAACAAGUUGAUGAUAACAAUUUUACCAAAUUCUAUACAACCGUUAAUAAAUGGGGAUUUGAAAAUAUCAUUAACCGACAGUUUCGAAAACGAAAAGAAAAUUUUAAAUUUCGAAUUAAAUAAAUUGAAUGAGAGUCUUCGAAAAAGUUUAGGAUUUCAACAUUCGGAUUUACCUUUCGAAAAAGCAUUGGAUACAUUAUUUAAAGAAACUUCCGUGCGGAAACCGGAAAUGAUUUUUUUAACGAGAUUUAAAUCCGUUAUUAAAUUUUUUAAUUCUUUUAAAUUAGAUGAAGAAUCGAAUUAUAUGGUUUUGGGAAAUUAUUGGUUACUUCUUGGCAUGAUUAAAAUUUUAAUACUUCACGAGGGUAAAAUCGAUCCCAUUAGAAAAAAAUUAGUGAAAGCAAAUUAUGCCGUGGAAGAGAUCGCGGAGCACGAAAUGGAGCUUUUGGCUUUGAAAUUCUAUUCGGAAAUCACUGGAAUAGAUUUAAAUCAUUUUUAUGUUAAAUAUUUAGAAUCUCAAUUGGAAUUAUCCGUUAAAAAUAAUUUAAAAUAUAAUUAUUUGAAAAAAGUUAAACGAUUUCCCGAUGAAUUCAGAUCAAUAUUAAAAGAAAUGGAUGGUUUUAUGGUUACUUUUGAUGAAAUGAUUCGAUUCUAUGAAAAUACGUUGAAUGUUAUGACCGCAAAGGAUAAUAAUAAUGAUAAAUUUAUCGAUCAUUUGUUUCGUAAAGGUCGAUUUAUUGUUAUAAAAACUAAAAAUUUUUGUGAAAAUAUAGAAAAAUUUGUUUGUAAUUAUGGAGAUUUGAUUGAGCAUGGUAUAAACAUCAUAAUGUCGGAAUUAAUAUUAAAUUUACAAAGUCGCCAUAUUGAAAUUCAAAAUUGGAUUAAUAGUUUAGGAAGUUUUCCAAUCACUCCAGAUCGUCAAUUACCAUUUAAUUUCGAAUUGUUUAACACAAACACUUGGCCUGGAGAAAUAAUAAAAAAAAUUGAACAGAAUAAAUUGCUUAUUUUAUUUAGUUCUUGUCUUGUCAAAUAUAACGAAUGGUUAUUUUUUAAAAAUGAUGAAACAGGGAUACAACAUGGAGGAGCAAUCGGAGAAAAAGAAGAAGAAUUUUUAAACGACAUGUUAAAUUUAUUUCCAACAUUUCAAGAAGAUUUCGAUGAAAAUUCUAAAUCGAAUGGUAGUAGUAAUCGUCAAAAAACUGACAAAACGUUUUUUAAUGAAAAUCAUUUGAUUCAAGUCAGUAAACUUCAUAUGGUGUUGGUAAAAGCAUCAAUAAAUACUAAAUGGGAUUUAAAUAAUAAUAAUAAUAAUAAUAAUUUCUCUAUGAAUCCUGAUUUUAUAUCUCCUUUGUGCAUGAGGUUUUCAUUAAUACACAAACUAUUACCAAACGUUGCGUGUCUUCUUAAUAGAAAAACUGAUGAAAUUUUAACACCCGGAUUACUCGCGUUGAUGAAAUCAAAAGAAAAUGGUUUAUGUUAUUCCGAAGCCAAACUUUAUAAGGAUUCCGAUUAUAUUUAUGAUUUUUAUCAAGAUAAAAAUGUUGAAGAAGUUUGUAAAUGUUUGGAAAUAUUACAAGGAUUGAAAAUAAGGAUAAAAAGUUUCUUAUCCGAAUGGCCUGACCAUCCGACAUUGAUUCAGAUCAAUACCAUCACCGAUAGAAUUCUAACAUUUUCCAUAGAAUCUCCAGUAAUGAGAUUUUUAACUGGAAUUGAACUUUUACUUCAAAGUUGUCAGGAUUGGGAAAGCGUGGCACACGUUAACGUUUCAAUAUCUGAUCAUUUAAUUAAAAUCACGAAUCUUGUUAUAGAAUGGCGUAAAUUAGAAUUACAAGGAUGGAAAGAUUGUUUAUUAUCUGCUCACAAAAGAAUAAAAAAUAAAACGUUUAAAUGGUGGUUUCAUUUUUGGUGUCUCGUCGAAGAAUAUUUUUCUUCUUCUUCUUCUUCUUCGUUCGAUGAACUUGUCAAAGCUUUAUACAAUUUUAUAGAAGCAUCACCAGUUGGAGAAUUCGAUGCAAGGCUGGAAAUACUUUUAUCUUAUCAUUAUCACGUCCUCCAUUUUCCAAAAUCUGAAAAACGAGAUGUUUUAUCGAUCGCUUUAUGGAAUCUUUAUGCAUUUUAUCAACAAUUUAGCAUCGUCGUUAAUGAAAAAUUACAAAAAGAUAGUGCUUCCAUUUGGAAAAAGUUGAAAGAAUUUGUUAAAAUAGCAAAAUGGCACGAUAUCACAUAUUGGUCCGUAAAACAAGCCGUUGAAAAAAGUCAUAGAACUUUACUUAAAUUUAUUAAAGAAUACGAAGUUUUGUUACAAGAAAAAGUUGAUCUUAAAUCAUUUGACCUUUCGAAUAAUUUCAAAGAACGUAAAAAAAACAUAAAAAAUAUUUUUUAUCAAGAUGUUUCAAUUUUAUUAAAAAAAAUUAAUAAAAAUUUAGAGUUUUACGAAUCGUCCAAAACGUUAGAAAAUAUAAAAAAUUUCGAUAAAAAAUUAAAUAAAUGUCAAAAAUUUAUUAACGAAAUCGUAUUAAAGGCGGAAUAUCCUUCUCUUAUUAUUAGUUUAGAAAAUUUAACGGAAAUCAUUUGUGAAAAUUCGUUACAUUUUGCAAAUAUCGAUGUUGAUAGGAGUCUUCCUUUGGAAAAACAAAAAUCUCAAGCGAAAAAUAUCGUACAUCAAAAAAGAAGAGCACUCGUGGAUUUAUUUAAAACUCUACAGAAAAUUGGUUUAUCUUAUAGAGCUGGUAUUAAUAAUAAUGAUUUUGGAGUACUUGAAAUGUGUGAUUCAUCUCCGAUGCCAUUUUUUGACGGUCAUCAUCAUCAAAAUGACAGUAACUAUUUAGUAACUGGAGAAAGUUAUUAUUUAAAAUCAAUUUUGAGAAAAUUAAUUUUAGAAAAUUCUCUUUUAACUCCAUCUAAAGAAAUCGGUCCGCAAGUUAUUGAAAGAUUGAGAGGAUUUUCCGGGGAUUUCAUAGCAUUGUGUAAAAAUCAAAGGAAACAAUUAACCGUUUCCGUUUUGAAUUUGGAAAAUUUGAAAAAUUACAAAUCCGCUUUGAAUUCCAUCGUUAAAAAGACAAAUAAUUUUGGAAUUCCUUCUCAGAAAAAAUUUAUAAAAACGAUUAACGACACUAAAAAAUGUAUAGACGAAACAAAUUAUAUUUUGGAACAAUUUAAUCACUUGUUGGAUUCGUGGCCCCUCUCCGAAGGUGGAAAAAUGAAAGAAAUGAAUUUUAUCGGAGGAGAUUUAACGCCAUCGAUUUAUACAUCAUCGAAAACGGACGAAAUUUACGUCACAACGCGAAAAGAAUUCGAUUCAAUUUUUUUUAAAUUUAAAGAAUUGAAAGGAAAAUUCGAUAAAAAUUUAACGUCGAAUCCUUCUCACUGCGUAAAUAUUAAAAAAAAUGGCGUCAACGAAAUAUUAAAAAAUGAUUUUAUUUAUUACACUUAUGAAAAUGUGAUGGAAUGUAAUGAAUGCGUGGAAAUUUAUAAAAAUUUAAUUGAAAAUUUAAAUAAUUUUUUUAAUAAAUUGUCCAACGAAACAAUAUCUAGUCAAUUGACGACCAUUACCUUUAAUCAAAUUAAAAAUUUAUCUGAUAAAAUUAAUUCGUAUGAAAUGAAUGAUAAUAUUUCGGAAAAUGAAAGGAUUGAUAUUGAAAAAUUAUUAAAAAAUAAUAUUGAAAAACUUAUUCAACAUGUUUUAUUAGGGAUUCAAAAAUUAAAAAAAAAAAUUGAUUAUUUACAAGUGGAUGCAAUGAAAAAAGAACCAAAUGAUACAAAGGUCGAUGAAAAUGGUGAAGAUGAAGCUGAAGAAGAAGUAAAUGAAUUAUUGGAUAAUCAUUUAAAUAAAAAAUUAAUGGAGUCAUUACAUUCCGAUAUUGAAAAUCUUGACAUUUUAAAAACAAAUAAUAUUUUAUAUUUUAUAUUUGAUACCUUGUCAACCUUUUCAGAUUCCAGCGAUUUAAUACAAAUUACCCCGAAAAUAUUAGGUUUGUUUUUACCAAUAAUUCCAUUGGUUGAACAAUAUUUUCAUCUUUGUUCAUAUCUUGUCACACAACAAAAUUUAUGUUAUAGAACAUCGAAUAAACUUUCUUGUAUUUUAUAUAAAACGUUUAUUCAAGUCGCACAAAAGGGUUUUUGUGCGCCUCCAGAAUAUGAAGAGGGAGAGGGAGAGGGUGAGAGUUGGACCGAUAAGGAAGGAGGUGGAUUUACCGGAUCAGAUGGAGAAGGAUUAAAAGAUGUUUCAAGUAAAAUAGAAAGUGAAGAUCAAUUGGAAGAUGCAAGACCCAAAGGAUCUGAAAAAAAUGAAGAAAACGACAAAGAUUGCAAUGAGGAUGAAAAUGGUAUAGAAAUGUCGGAAAAUUUUGAUGGUAAAUCUUAUAAUGUCGAUGAUAAAAAUGAUGAAAAUGAUGAUAAUGAUGAUGACAAGGAUGAAGAUGAAUCAAAAGAUGAAGAUGCUGAUAUGGAAAUGGGAGAAACUGAUGCUGGUGUCGAUCAACUGGAAUCUGAGCUAUGGGAUGAUUCUGAGAAUGAAGAUGAUGAAAACGAAGAUAAAAAAGAAGAUGGAGAAGGAGGAAGAGGGAAAAAAUUAACCGAAGAUAAUUAUGCAGCAAAAGAAAAUGAUGAAGAAAAUGAAAACAAAGAUGAAGGAAAUGAUGGAGAACGUGAUAGUAAAAAAGAGCAAAAAAAUAAAGAUAUUAAUGAAAUGAAUGAAAAUGAAGACAAUGGGGAUCAGAUUGAUCCUUAUCACGGACACCAUCCACCUGAUCCGGAACCCGAACCUUUAGAUCUACCAGAUGACAUGCAAUUAGAUGACGGUGAUGCAAAAGGCGAUGAAGGUGAAAAUGAAGAAAAUCCUUUUGAUAUAGAUGCCAUGAAAGAACAUCAACCGCCUUUGGAAAUGGAAGAAAAUGAUAAAGAAAAAGAAAUAACCGAUGAAGAUAAAGAUAAAGAUUCUACUGAUUCGGAUGAUGGCGGUGAUGAUGAUGACAAUAACAUGAAGGAAUAUGAUGGUAGCGAAGAAGAAAAUGAUAAAAACCAAGAAGAAAACGACAUAAAUAAUACCGAAGAAGAAAAUGUUAAUAGAAAUGAUAAAAAAUCAGAAGAGGAAUCUGAUAAAAAUAAAGAAACUACCGAAGAUGAUAAUUAUCAUCCAUCUGAUGACAAGCCUUCGGAAAUGGUGGCUCAACCCGCACCUCAAACUGAAAACCAUGAAAUGAUGUCCGUAGAUCAAGUUGCUGCUAAUAAUGAUAAUCAAAAUGAAAAUGCUGAAGCGCAAGAACUCUCGCAAAAAGUUGAAGUGGAUUCCAAAGGAGUCGGACAAGCCGAUAUUGAACAAAGUAAGGAGGGUCACGACGCAGAUGUUUCAAGUAAAAAAAAAUUAACUUCCGGUCAAUCGAAAAUGAAUAGAGAAAGAAAAAGAGAAAGACCUGGAAAAAGUAAUGAUGAUAGAUGUUUGGGAGAUGAAGAAAGUUCAGUUAACAAAAAGCUCAAAACCAUUGAUAAUUUAGAAGAGAAAAAUACCAACAACGAUGAAAAUGAAGCCGAUUCAGAAAUGUAUCAACACGUUUCCGAAGAUAUCCAAAAUGCUGCACAAGUAUUGGAUGCUGCGACCAAAGAACAAGUUGAUAAAAAUCCUUUGUUAAAUGAAAAUGAAGAAGAAAAAGAAGAAGAAGAAGAAGAAAAUGUAACGGAUUCAAUGAAAGAUGACGGUUGCAUGGAUAUCGAUGAAGAUGAUAUUGAAAAAAUAGAAAUAGAUAAAAAAAAUUGUAAAAAAAAAAAUGAUAAUAAAAACAAUUUUCCAAGCGAAGAAGAAUUAAAUGGAAAUCAAAUCACGGAUGAUAUAAAACUUCAGACGGAAGGAGAUUUUAUUAAAACUAUGAAUGUUGGUAGAAAACCGGAAAAUACUUUUCAUACAAAAUUAUCAGAAGAUUUGAGUCGAGAGAAAUUUCCACCAUUAGAACCGGAAGAAAUACAAAGAAUAAGAGUGGAAAUACAAAAUCAGUUGUCGCAAAGUCAAAAAAAUGAAAUUCCUUCAGUGAGCGACAUUCGUACUUGGCAUAUGCUGACAUCAAUCGUUGACGGAUUAGCUCGAGAUUUAAGUGAACAAUUGAGAUUAAUUCUAGAACCUACUCGUGCUACCAGACUUAAAGGAGAUUACAGAACCGGUCGUCGUAUCAAUAUGAGAAAAAUCAUUGGUUACAUAGCAAGCGAAUUUCGUAAGGAUAACAUAUGGCUUAGAAGAACGAAACCUUGGAAAAGAGAACAUGAAAUAGUUUUGGCCAUUGAUGACUCUCUCAGCAUGUGCCAUAACGAAUCACAAGAAUUGGCUUUCGAAUGUUUGGCUCUUGUUUUCAAAGCCAUGGGAUUGAUAGAAGCUGGAAGAUUAGGGGUUUUAAGUUUUGGUGAAAAAACUAAAAUUGUACAUAGAUUAGGGGAUCAAUUUUCCGAUGAUAUGGGUGCUAGGUUUAUUAAAGAAUUUACUUUUGAGCAAAAGAAAACACUCACAUGUGACAUGCUUGAUGUGUGCACUCAAAUGAUGAAUUAUGAAAAGAAAGGUGAAGACACAGCUAAACUUUUGAUAAUUAUUUCCGAUGGGCGAGGAGCUUUCAGCGAAGGAUUAGAUAAAGUAAAAAUGGCUGUUCAGCGAACUACAGAUAGUGGAAUAUUUGUCGUUUUUAUUAUUAUCGAUAAUCCAAAAUCUAAAGAUUCUAUUAUGGAUAUCAGAAUGCCAGAAUUUAAAAAUGGUAAACUCGUAGGAAUUAAUUCAUACAUGGAAGUUUUCCCUUUUCCUUAUUAUUUAAUUCUUCGUGAUAUAACAUCUCUUCCCAAUACAUUAGGAGAUGCUCUAAGGCAAUGGUUUCAAUUAAUAACAAGUACUAUGACAUAA
Pediculus humanus corporis (human body louse) is the source of this 13815-nucleotide messenger RNA. Its product is annotated as midasin, putative. Bases 1 to 13815 code for a protein of 4604 amino acids. Lineage: Eukaryota; Metazoa; Arthropoda; Insecta; Psocodea; Pediculidae. Gene Ontology annotation, cellular component: preribosome, large subunit precursor; nucleus. Gene Ontology annotation, molecular function: ATP binding; ATP hydrolysis activity. Gene Ontology annotation, biological process: ribosomal large subunit assembly; rRNA processing. The transcript has 52 exons. The record is from RefSeq and is a predicted model, not a curated record.